Peronospora matthiolae is the source of this 2013-nucleotide messenger RNA. The record is from the annotation of a GenBank genome assembly. NCBI's taxonomy places the organism in Eukaryota, Oomycota, Peronosporomycetes, Peronosporales, Peronosporaceae.
AUGCCUUCGAGUCCUAAUACGACUUAUGUGCCUGACGUAGGGAGCAUGCUCGCGGCUGGGCUCGCCCUGCCGCAGUCCGAGAUCAAGUUCGCGCCACUCAGUGACUACGUGACCGACGCAGAGGCCUCUCCAGGGGUCCCCCAGCGCGUGCCCGCGUCGACUGCUGCCACUUUUCCUGCCACAGCAACUGUAGCCAUUCCAGUGGCUACGACUUCAACGCCAACAUCAGCCACUCCUGGCACGCCGCUUGGCUCGUCUCAGCCGACCAAAUCCCGCCGACGUCGAGCAGAUGGAAACGGCAACUUGACGGUCGAGCAGAAGCGCCGGAUCUGUGAGAAACACCGGAACACGCCCAAGAUCACGCAAAAGGACUUGUGUCGCUGGGCCAAGCUCGAGUUCAACCUCCAGCGGGCGCCCACGCAGCCCACGAUGAGCAACAUUCUCAAGCACGAGCACAUGUUCAAGGACAAUGUACUGGGCGUGCUGGGGUCCCAGCGCAAGACGAUCCGUCCCACGCGACACGCCCAUUUCGACCAGGUGUUGGCCAAUUGGGUCAUGGAGAGACAGAACAAGGGCAACAUUACGGGGGACAUGAUCAAGACCAAGGGCCGGGAGCUCGUGAAGCAAAUGGGCUUGGAAGGUAAGUUGGGCUUUUCCAAUGGCUGGCUCGCGUCGUUCAAAGCGCGUCAUGGACUCAUGAAACGCACGAGCCCGAACCUCCAGAGUAGUGACAAGAUGCAUCCGGCCUCGACGACAAAUGUGCUGUUGACAGCAAGCAAAGACGGUGCUGCUUAUGGCGGCAUCUUGGACGCGAACAGCGGCAUGCUGCCCAAUGGAUUGUCCGUAGACCCGAAUUAUAUGCUGCCACCCGUGUCGAUGGACUUGACGAUGGAGCAGAUCCAGGAGAUGCUGCGGGACUAUGUUCCAGGUGAUGUCUAUACUGUGGACGAGACGGGCUUGUUCUUUCGUGCGUCGCCGAAUAAACUCGUGCAGGGUGAUGAAGCUCAAGUGAUGCUCGCGGAUGAGGCAAGACUGACGGUGCUGCUGGCGGUAAACGCGGACGCUUCGGAUUUUAUGGAGCCGUACAUUAUUGGCAAUGUCGUGCCGCCAAAGAACAUCAAAAUGGCCUCGAUCUCACAGCUUGGCUACCACUACGUGUGCAGCAGCAAGGCUCGCAUGACGGUGUUUAUCUUUCAGCAGUGGCUUCGUGACUUCAAUGCACGCAUGGCUAGCGCCCACCGCAACGUUGUGCUGCUCAUGGACAACGCUCCGUCUCAUGUGCUAGGUUGUGUUGCUCUUUCGAACGUGCGGGUGGUCAUGUUUGCACCGCAUUUGGGUAUGAAGGUGCAACCUAUGCGCGGCGGCAUUUUGUCUGCUUUCAAGGGCAAGUACCGACUCAAGCAUCUUACGCUAGCCAUUGACCACCUGGAAGACGGUCUGUCGAAUGUCUACCACGUGACACAGAUCCAGGCCAUGAGCUGGAUAGUGGAUGCGUGGCAGCAGACUUCAAAGGAGAUAAUUGUGAACGCUUGGAAGCCGCUGGGUAUUGCUGCACCAUUCACUUUUGACUCGAGCAUGAGUGGAGCGGAUGACAAGAACGUUGAAGAGGAACUGUGGGGGCUCCUUUACUGCCUGCAGCUCAGCGGUAUCGUAAACACGAAGGUGCUGGUGAACUCGCGCUGGGAGAAUGAUAUUCACAAGCGUUUGAACGAAGACAUGAUUGAAGAUCCGCAGGAGAACGAGGAGGAGUUUUUUGUGCCAGAUGCCACUCCUGUGGAUCAGCCAAGCAUAGGUGGUGGCCAAAUGUCCGCCGACGAAGAUCAGCAUUCGGGCGUCCAACCCAUUACUCCUAAGGAACAGCUGAAGGCAUUCCGCGAUGUCAUUCGGUACCUCGAGCGUACAAGCAGGGAUGAUGCCCGCGAUCCGCAGUUGCUGAACGUCAUUGAAUUUCUCAAGAAGAAGCAGCUGAGCCUGCGCUUCGACAACGCCAGCAACUCGACGCUCACUAUAUAG